This is a messenger RNA of Psylliodes chrysocephalus, 1250 nucleotides long. The record is from the annotation of a GenBank genome assembly. Lineage: Eukaryota; Metazoa; Arthropoda; Insecta; Coleoptera; Chrysomelidae.
AAUGGAUGCAUUUCUUAUUACGUCACCAAGUAGUGUCAAUUAGUAUUUAAAUUUUUAUCUAUUAUUGCACAAUACGUUCACAAAGUGUAUCGGGUUAACACUGGUUAUCAAAUAUUACUAAAUAAAUAAAUGAUGACAUAUUAGUCACUUAUACUUAAACUUUGUACACAAAAUACAAAAGAUCGUCCGAUAUACCUGGAAUUAAUGAUUUCGUAGAUAAAAAUCUAUAUAAAAUGAAGAUUAAAACGGUGUUUUCAAGGUUAUUACAACCAUUGACGAUAGCGACACGAAACAUGACCCACACAAGCAGCACAGGUUCUAAAAAUUUUUUAUUUCGGCAGUUGUUUGACAACACGAGUUGUACGUACACGUAUCUGCUAGGCGAUGCUGAUAAUAAAGAGUGCAUACUUAUCGAUCCAGUGGUUGAGCACGCGAAGCGGGAUUUUCAAUUGGUGAAAGACUUGAAUUUGAAUCUGAUUUAUGCAGUCAAUACUCAUAUGCAUGCCGAUCAUAUAACCGGAUCAGGAUAUCUAAAAUCCCUGGCAGGAUGUAAAAGCAUCAUUUCCAGGAACAGCGGAGCGCAGGCGGACAUAUUCGUUGACGAGGGCGAUUUUAUUAGAUUCGGAGAUCAUAAACUGAAAGUUUUCAGCACUCCCGGACACACGAAUGGCUGUUGUUCGUUUUACUGUCAAGAACAGGAAAUAGUCUUCACUGGUGACGCUCUCUUAAUCCGCGGUUGUGGCAGGACUGAUUUUCAAGAGGGCGACGCUGCCACCCUCUACCACAGUGUAAACGAUAAGAUAUUUACAUUACCAGACUCGACAAUCGUGUAUCCAGCACACGAUUAUCAUGGAAUAAUGGCCACUUCGGUGGGGGAGGAAAAACGGCUCAAUCCCAGAUUGUCGAAAAGCCUGAAAGAAUUCGUUGAUAUUAUGAAUAACUUAAAUUUAAGUUACCCCAAACAAAUUGCCCAAAAAGUAAUCCCCAAACCGAACACGAUGUUGGCAAUAAUGAUCCUCUUUGUCAAACGAACAUUCAGUGCAAUAAUUCAGGAGGUCGCCAAAUGGAAAAACGAGUAAAAAAAAAGGCCUGAAAGCAUCGAAGCUCGAAGCACCUGUUACCGUUUACAUCUAGAAGCAGAAUGCUCGUGCUCGACAAUUGAUUUAACGGAAAAAGAUUGCCUCUGGUGCUACCAGCAAGCAUUGGGUUAUAUUUUAAAAAUACGAGGAUUGUUUAGUAACUACAUGGAC